GUUACGAAUUAUAUAGAGUUUCGGAAACAAUGAAAGUAUUUGUGGUCUUAGCAUUAGCUUUGGUUUGCUCUUCGGUAGCCUCCAUUCCAGAAACUGCUGUUUUUCUAAAACACUUAAAAGCCGAUAAGGCUAUCGAUGGUCGUAUUGCUAAUGGACAUGAAGCUAAGCCCGGUCAAUUCCCUUACCAAGUAGGCCUAUUACUUAAUUGGGACUAUGGCACAUUUUGGUGCGGUGGUUCAUUGAUUGGCCAGGAAUGGGUAUUGACUGCAGCUCAUUGCACAGAUGGCGUCAGAUCUGUUACCGUAUUCUUGGGAAGCACUAAACGUACUGUUGCCAAAGUUGCUCACACCGUCGAUUACAACUCCAUUUAUCAGCAUAAAGACUUCAAUCCUGAUACUUUCAAUAAUGAUAUCAGUUUAAUUAGAAUACCGCCAGUUACUUAUACCAAUGAAAUUCAAGCUGUUAAGCUACCAACUAUAUCUGAAUCAUAUUCAACUUAUGCUGGUAGUAUUGCCACCGCUUCUGGUUGGGGAAGUACCGAUAACGAUGGAUGGGUUGUAUGGAUGUUAAAUUAUGCCGAUCUGCCAGUCAUUAGUAAUGCUGAGUGUGCAGAAACCUAUGGCUCAAUGAUAACUGACACACUACUUUGUGUUUCAACUCCUAGCGGCACUUCUACUUGCCAGGGUGAUUUUGGUGGUCCAUUGGUUUCGAAUUCUGAACUUAUUGGUAUAACAUCUUUUGUUUCGGCUGCUGGUUGCCAAUCUGGAUAUCCAUCCGGAUUUGUUCGUGUAACCACUUAUUUAGAAUGGAUUAAGUCCCACACUGGGAUAUCUUAUUAAUGCAGCUUAAGUAAUUUAUUUGUACCAUUAUGAACAUAGAAUAAAUAACAUACUUUGUUAAUAUCAAAUGAA
Messenger RNA from Lucilia sericata (common green bottle fly), 911 nucleotides. Its product is annotated as serine protease 1-like. The transcript has 2 exons. Gene Ontology annotation, biological process: proteolysis. Lineage: Eukaryota; Metazoa; Arthropoda; Insecta; Diptera; Calliphoridae. Bases 30 to 839 code for a protein of 269 amino acids. Gene Ontology annotation, molecular function: serine-type endopeptidase activity. The record is from RefSeq and is a predicted model, not a curated record.